GUUUCUUUGUUAAGAGUUUCCUUGAAAAGGUUUUAUUUAGGGGGGGUGGGGGUGACCUUUUCCUUUUCAAGUGUGAGUGACUGACUAUUAAUUGUGUUUACCCCAGCGGAAAUAACCCACUCUUGUGAUACACAGACCGAACGAGGUGUUUAGUAGCUUCACUAGAGGCUUGGAAGUCUCCUUUUUUAGUGGUUAGUUAACACUUUUUUGCUAAAUAAUUAGACCUGUCUCUCAUUUUUGAGAAGACAAUAAAAGCUUCAUUAGUAAUAUUCUAUAUAACUGAGACGCAGGACUGCAAAGUAGGUUAUUGGUAGGUGAUAGUAGUUUGGUCAUACUGUUUAUGCAAGACAAAGAAACUAUUUUGACCUCCUAUUGGUAAACCAUGUAUGUGAGAAUAUCCUGUCUCAACAAAUAUGGCUAAUUGGACAUUUAUUAGAUCAAAAUUUUUAUUCAGAAGCUUUUGUGUGUAUUAGUGUGUUUAUACUGUGAAACAGAGUCCCACAUCUAGCAUUACAAUUUUCAAACAUAAUUCCAUCUAGAAGAGAUGACAUAAGGUUGAAAGAAUAAUUGAUAACUGUUUUUAAGCAUCUGAUUCGAUGUAUUGUGGUAGUUUGCUUUUUGGAUAUGUAAACUAUAAGAAGACUUAGGUUUAAGUCUAGAUUACUGAUUGAUGUUGGAAAAGAUUGUGUUAUUUGUCUGGAAUGGUUCUCGUAGGCCAUUAUCAUAUGGGUGUGGUGCUAGGGCGUGGGAGGUUUGGUUGGGUGUCACGAGCCACCCACCACAUCAUUGGACGGCCGGUCGCGGUGAAGCACCAGCCAUGGGCAGUUGAUGGCAUCAGUUGUGGUGGUGAGGCUGGGGAACACAAAGACUGCCAGCAUGUGGAAGUGACAAAGUGCCGAGCUGCAUUGGAGAAUGAAGCAGCUCUCCUGGCUCGAAUCUCGCACCCAUCCAUUGUGGCGCUGAUGGAGGUCGUACGUGGUCCUUCUGGUGUGUACGUGUGCUUAGAGGAUCUUGGAGACACAAACCUUGCCACAUUGGUACUACAGCGCUUUGAGAGCAAAAACACUGGACUUAGUGAAUCCUUUGCAUCAACAGUAUUUCGGCAAGUGGCAGCUGGCUUACACCACUUGCAUAGUCAAGGCAUAUUACAUCGUGAUGUAAAGCCAGAAAACAUAAUGGUGAUUCCUGGCACAAAAUAUGUUGCUCCAGUUGCAAAACUCAUUGACUUGGGUUUGGCCAUGGCAUGGGAACCUUCAUCUCCCCUCAAUACAGCACGGACAUGUGCUGGGACCGUCAAUUAUUUAGCCCCAGAACUUACCUUGUCAGCACAUAAUUAUGGCCCUGAAAUAGAUGUGUUCAGCCUGGGAGCUUCUCUCUACUUUACCCUUAUUGGAGAGACUCCCUUUAUUGAAUACAAGCGCAAUGGAAGACGGGGUACCACUGCAGUCUAUGGCCUACAACUGCAUCAUGAGGAUGCAAUAGACACUCUGUCGCGGCAGGCAGGUGUUGUGCUGCAUGCUAUGAUGGACACCAAUCCCAAGACAAGAUGGAAUCUGCCAAAUCUCCUAGACUAUAUCUGGUUCAAUAUUCCAUAUACUGACCUUCAAAAGCGCAAAGAAGGGUACAUUUUCAAGAACAAGAACUCCAGUGAAAGAAAGAACAACAGCAAGGCAAGUGAAUUCAAGAACUCAAGCACAGACUCAGAGGAAGACCUAGGUUAUGAUUCAAGGUUUAGGGGUUCCCGGAUGAGGUCCAACUUUGCACAUGGUUAUGGGCCAAACAACAGUGGGAUUAGCAGUGAGUUAAGUGAGAGUUACAACAGUUGUGAUGAUGUUAGUACUUACAACAACAGGAAGCAGAGCUACUGGGUUGACAAACAGUGUGUUGAACUGGUUUCAUCGCUCCUGAAAAAAGAUGCUGAAGAUGUGUUGCAUAAACUGUGGGAGGAACCUUGGGGUCCUGUUGGUGGUAUGUACAAUUUGCUGCUUCAUGCUGGGGAGCCUCCUUGCCUUGAACAUAAUUAGCUUAGCAAUGCUGAUGUUGGCUUAACUAGUUAAGUCUUGGGAUACCAGAAACAACCAUGAGGCAUUCAUUGGAUAAAGAUUUUGAGGAAAGAGAAAUAUAGUAAGAGAGGAAAACGAAGGGAAGACUAGUGCUUCAAGCAGUAAUGAUAAAAGUUUGUAGAUCUGUCUUUAAUCUGUGCACAUAAACCAUUUGUUAUGCAUUUUUUGUGGGUUUUGGAAGAGCUGUGAUGUUGAUCCCGCACUGUACAACCUGAAAGGCUUAAAUAGGGUGGUGUGAAGAAAAGCCGGCUAAGGUUAAGGUCUCUAAAUAGGUUCUACUGUUGGGAUCUUUUGGGUUUACUUGUGGGUUGGACUUUCAUAAUGAGAAAUAUAUAUAUAUGCUA
Penaeus monodon (black tiger shrimp) is the source of this 2407-nucleotide messenger RNA. Its product is annotated as calcium/calmodulin-dependent protein kinase type 1B-like. Lineage: Eukaryota; Metazoa; Arthropoda; Malacostraca; Decapoda; Penaeidae. The record is from RefSeq and is a predicted model, not a curated record. Bases 702 to 2024 code for a protein of 440 amino acids. Gene Ontology annotation, cellular component: cytoplasm. Gene Ontology annotation, biological process: intracellular signal transduction; protein phosphorylation. Gene Ontology annotation, molecular function: protein serine/threonine kinase activity; ATP binding. The transcript has a single exon.